CCCAGCUUUCCUUUAUUUCUGUUCCCCUUUUCUUGAUCUUAGUACUAAUUAAUCCAUUCUUCCCCUAUCUUUCACUUGACCCCAUUUUUUAUCACCUUCUCUAGGAGUUUUACAUCUUACUCUACCUUAAGGUGAUUUUGAGAUUAGGUUGAAUAUAUUUGAAGUAGAAGAAGCAAGUUAUUACAAUGAUGCCGGGAAAUGGUGGGAGUGGGCAAAUCUCCGUUCCUCCGGGGUUUCGCUUUCAUCCAACUGAUGAAGAGCUACUAUACUAUUAUUUGAAGAAGAAGGUUUCUUAUGAAGCUAUUGAUCUUGAUGUUAUUAGAGAGGUUGACCUUAACAAGCUUGAGCCAUGGGAUCUCAAAGAUAGAUGCAAGAUAGGGUCAGGACCUCAGAACGAAUGGUACUUCUUCAGCCAUAAGGACAAAAAGUAUCCAACAGGUACUCGAACAAACCGUGCAACUGCAGCCGGAUUUUGGAAAGCAACUGGUAGAGACAAGGCAAUCUACCUUGGCAAUAAUGCCAGGCGAAUUGGCAUGAGGAAAACCUUAGUCUUUUACACUGGACGUGCUCCUCAUGGUCACAAAACGGAUUGGAUCAUGCAUGAAUAUCGACUUAACGAUGAUGAUCCUCAACUCCAGCAAGAAGAUGGGUGGGUGGUGUGCCGAGUAUUCAAGAAGAAGAAUCAUACAAGAGGUUUACAAUCUGAAGUAUUACACGAAGACGAUUACGAGAAUACUAGCGCACCAAACAAUCACCACUCCUCUAACCAGAUGAUGAAGCUUAGUACAAACCCUAAUACUUCUCCAACCCUAUACCCACAAAGGCAACAUGGUUACAACAUCCAACCAUUAAUGCUCCCUAACAACUACUAUAACACCGAUUACACUUUCGAUGGCGCCAUGCAUCUUCCACAAUUGGCUAGUCCACCCGACCCGAUAUCAGUCCCCGGUGGUAGUACUCUCUUCACUACCAUGGACAAUAUAUUGAGACUAAGUACACCCGCCGCCGGAGGACUGUUGAAUACUCAACAAUUGUUGUCUAAUAAUGGCGGCGAAUGGGGGUUCUUGGAUAAGCUUCUUGCAAAUUACCAAAGCUUAGAUCAACAUCAACAUCAACGUCAGCAUGAACAACAACAACCAUUACAAAACAAGAUCGUAGCUGGCACGCCGAAUCAUCAUCAUCAUCAUGAUCAUUCUUUAGGAAUGACCUCAACUAAUGCUCUUCAACUACAUCACCAGCAUAAGUUUUGUUGAUGUUUUGUUUUUUUUCUAAUUAAGAUCGUGUAACCUUGAAACUAAGGGCCAAGGGUUUAUAGACUUUUAUUUGCUAUCACUUUCUAGUUUGUAUUUAUUCAUUUUCUUCAUUCUACGGUCUGAUAAACUUAAUUAUUUAGGAAUUUAUAGUUUUAUAUAAAAAUAUGGCAAAUUUAUC
Molecule: messenger RNA, 1431 nt
Organism: Spinacia oleracea (spinach)
Lineage: Eukaryota; Viridiplantae; Streptophyta; Magnoliopsida; Caryophyllales; Amaranthaceae
Product: NAC domain-containing protein 76-like
Exons: 4
Coding region: 186-1253 (355 amino acids)
Biological process (GO): regulation of DNA-templated transcription
Molecular function (GO): DNA binding
Source: RefSeq, a predicted model, not a curated record